This is a messenger RNA of Arabidopsis thaliana (thale cress), 1196 nucleotides long. It is a transcript of the gene PAB1, whose product is annotated as proteasome subunit PAB1. NCBI's taxonomy places the organism in Eukaryota, Viridiplantae, Streptophyta, Magnoliopsida, Brassicales, Brassicaceae. Gene Ontology annotation, biological process: ubiquitin-dependent protein catabolic process; protein catabolic process. The record is from RefSeq and is marked reviewed. The coding region runs from base 285 to 992 and encodes 235 amino acids. The transcript is spliced from 11 exons. Gene Ontology annotation, cellular component: proteasome core complex; proteasome core complex, alpha-subunit complex; proteasome complex.
UAUUUAUUUCACCUCUCUCUCUCUCUCUCUGCAACUAAUCACUUGUUCGAUCUCGAAGCUGAAGCUAAAGGUAAGCUAUUCUCUUCACAGCGCUAGUUCUUUUCCGAAGAUUCGUGUCGAUCUCAAAAAUCCCAUUCUAUCAAAUUGUUUUUAAGACUCUAAUGAUUUAACCAAACCAAAACCUGAAUCGUUUGAUCCCGGUGACGUUGAAACCCUGAAUUCCGGGGAAAUUGAUCCUACUCGUUUGUGUUGUUCACAGCUUUCGCUAAUUUGCUUAAGGAGCUAUGGGAGAUAGUCAGUACUCGUUUUCUCUCACCACUUUCAGCCCAUCUGGUAAGCUGGUGCAGAUAGAACAUGCCCUUACAGCUGUUGGAUCUGGCCAAACAUCUUUAGGGAUUAAAGCUUCUAAUGGAGUUGUCAUUGCAACUGAAAAGAAGUUGCCUUCUAUUCUGGUUGAUGAAGCAUCUGUUCAAAAAAUUCAGCAUUUGACUCCUAAUAUUGGAGUUGUUUACAGUGGCAUGGGUCCUGAUUUUCGAGUUCUUGUUAGGAAGAGUAGGAAACAGGCUGAGCAAUAUCUUCGUCUGUACAAAGAACCCAUCCCUGUUACCCAACUUGUAAGGGAAACCGCUACUGUUAUGCAAGAGUUUACUCAAUCGGGAGGUGUUAGGCCUUUCGGGGUUUCCUUGCUGGUGGCUGGAUAUGAUGACAAGGGUCCACAAUUGUAUCAGGUGGAUCCAUCUGGCUCUUAUUUCUCCUGGAAAGCUUCAGCCAUGGGGAAGAACGUUUCUAAUGCAAAAACCUUCCUUGAGAAAAGGUACACAGAAGACAUGGAACUUGACGAUGCCAUUCACACAGCGAUACUGACAUUGAAAGAAGGCUUUGAGGGAGAGAUCUCAAGCAAAAAUAUUGAAAUUGGCAAAAUCGGUGCUGACAAAGUUUUCAGGGUACUAACACCAGCAGAGAUCGAUGAUUACCUUGCUGAAGUCGAGUAACUCCCAGCAUAGUCUAGCAACAAAGUUUAAGACCGGAAUUUCGUGGCAUUUACAGUCUUAAAGAGUUGUUUUUUCUGUAAAACUUUGGAUCUUUAAAUAGUUUGUUGCUGAACACAAGCUGAGUGUCUCUCAAUAACUAAUGAAAUCUGUUUCUUUUUUUCUCACUCAGUGAAGGUUUCAGAGAAAUCUUAUAGUAGUCUCGUC